Messenger RNA from Leptidea sinapis, 662 nucleotides. RefSeq lists its product as uncharacterized. The record is from RefSeq and is a predicted model, not a curated record. NCBI's taxonomy places the organism in Eukaryota, Metazoa, Arthropoda, Insecta, Lepidoptera, Pieridae. Bases 80 to 430 code for a protein of 116 amino acids. The transcript has 6 exons.
AAAGAUUUGAAAUUGAUUGUUUGUUUGAUUUAAAAUUAAGCCAUUUUGUAGUGCUGCUUUGAGUCGCUCGUAUUUCAACAUGAACGCUAGAAUAUUGAUUGUGAUGUCACUCCUGUUCGUUACUAGUUAUACUGAAGCGAGCAAUGAAUCAGAUGGGUCACAUUUAAAAAGUUAUGCCAAUAGAGAUGAAACUGAUAGCCAUGCAGCUAGAGCAGAAGCGUCGUCAGCCGUAAAUAGUGAUAGUGAGGGAGAGACAGAAGACAAAAUGGUUAAAGACGUGCCAGAGGAAGCAGGUGCCUCAGUUGAGGAUGCCGAAGAAUCUGAUGGUGGCCAGAGAAGUACGAGAGGACUUAAUCCAGAGGAAUAUGAGCCAAAGGGUGAUCCAAAUGUACAUGGCCGGUUUGAUGAAACCAAUGAGGACGCAGAUUGACAGUUUAAAAAAAUUAUACCAUCUACGUUUGAAAUAUGAUGACUUACCUAAAUUUAUAUGUAUUUUUGUAAAUUGUGUAUUUUUUACUUGUAAGAUAUAUUCUUGUAUUUAACUGUUAUGCGUUGGUACCAACUAUAAGAAUCCGGAGGCACUAAAUGAAAUAAUUAUAUUGUUAAGGAAUAAAUCAUUAUAUUUAAAUUCUAGUGAAAAUUAUAAACUACCCAGAGCUGGA